Procambarus clarkii (red swamp crayfish) is the source of this 456-nucleotide messenger RNA. NCBI's taxonomy places the organism in Eukaryota, Metazoa, Arthropoda, Malacostraca, Decapoda, Cambaridae. The record is from RefSeq and is a predicted model, not a curated record.
AUGAAUGAAUGCUACCGAGAGCUGUUUUGUUACCUAAAUAGUGCAUUUCUUGCAGAAUACAUACCUCCUCUCAUUGUGCUGAGCCACACCUCUAGUGGUCGGUACAAGAGCCACACCUCUAGUGGUCGGUACAAGAGCCACACCUCUAGUGGUCGGUACAAGAGCCACACCUCCAGUGGUCGGUACAAGAGCCACACCUCCAGUGGUCGGUACAAGAGCCACACCUCCAGUGGUCGGUACAAGAGCCACACCUCUAGUGGUCGGUACAAGAGCCACACCUCUAGUGGUCGGUACAAGAGCCACACCUCUAGUGGUCGGUACAAGAGCCACACCUCUAGCGGUCGGUACAAGAGCCACACCUCUAGUGGUCGGUACAAGAGCCACACCUCUAGUGGUCGGUACAAGAGGAGGAGGAGAAGGAAGAGAACUAAUAAUGACGAGGGAGAGUGUGAAUAA